ACUGCAUAUUGUCAUGUGUUGGAAAAUUAAUUAUCUACUAUAAAUAGUGUUUAUAAAUUGUCACGAAUACAUGUCACGAAAUUACAAUGGAGCAAGAAGAAGUCAAAGUAACAGUGAAGCCAGAAGUUGAAAAACUACAGCAAAUUAAACGGAUUUAUCGGGGUGCCCAGGAUAUUAUUGCCAAGUUAGACAACAUCUUGAGACACAGGCAACCUUACCGCAGUGUCUUUGAAUGGGAUGCUAUUGAACUCCGCAUGAAACUGAAGGACCUGUGUGAGAGGUUAAUGUUUCUCCAGCCAGUGGAUUACGGACGAAAGGCAGAGGAACUUUUAUGGAGGAAGGUCUACUAUGAUGUCAUCAGUGUCGUCAGGAAAAACAAAAAACACGUACGCCCGGGAUCCUCCCUGGAGUGUGCCUACCACACCCAUCUGCUGGCAGCUACUGGCUUCUACCAUCACCUGCUACUGAGGCUACAGCAGCAGUACAGACUGAAUCUACGCGGUAUUGUGGACUUUGUUGAUGCUGGAGAUCACUGGAGCAGUAGAGGUCCUUUACCGCCGCCAGGUAGCAAGCGAGCCAAAGCCAGAGAUUGGUCUGAGAAAGCCUGCCAUCGUUGUCUCAUCUACUUGGGAGAUCUUGCUCGCUACAGACAAGACUUUGAUGGAUUCCGUAGCUGUCGGCAAGCAGAGCGAUUCUACCACCAAGCACUGCUGCUGAACCCCGCAAUGGGAAUGCCUCACAAUCAGCUGGGCACACUGGCAGGCAACAGACAUCAGGGACUGGAUUGUGCCUACCACUACCUCAGAUGCUGGUUGUCAGAGAUACCUUUUGAUGGGGCGAUUGAUAACUUGGAGAAGACGUUGGAACAAAACACUAAGAGAUAUCUUGAGCUUCCCCGCCAGAUCAACCGUGACCUUCCCCCAGACAUGCAAAGACCCAGGGAUUUGAAGCAGUUCCUGAUCAAGUUCCUGUACCUUCAAGAGCUGCUGCAACCAAACGCCUGGCCCUCCCAGGAGCAGCUGGCCACUCUAUGCCAGACGGUUGUCCACGAUUUCAGUCUGUGCAUGUACCACACCGGAACCCAUCGACGGACGAUGCCACUUCCAAAGGCCACCGCCACCUUACCAAGAGUAGGGGACACCCUGAAAGAGUCGACGAUAUCGGACGAUCUCGUGUUUAAGAUCUUUGUCAUGAUGUUGAUGACGAUAUACAAACUGCAGAAGAAAGAGCGUAGGUGGGUGUCGGCGUCCAUUGCUUUCAUGCUGGCCAUGUUCACUCAUCUCUUAACGCAUGUCAACGAACGAAUCCAGAAUGCUCUAUACGAGGCCAAGCAUCCCAAACUGAUCAAGGAAUCUGAUGAAAGUUCAGAUGAGAGCAGUAGCCAGACCGACGAGUCAGGGAAUGAACGUCUCAGUAUUGCAGGCACCCUCACCCCAACGCAUAGUCAGGAAGUAGAAAGCUCUGGUACAUGCAGUGACGGCACGGUUAAACGUCCACACCCAAAAAAGGACAAGCGACGUAAAGCCUUAAACAGGCGUAGGAGGCGCCCUAUGUCUGGCCGUACAGAGAGCGAUGAUUCAGACCUCAGCGAAGGCGCCCUGAGUGCCAGCGGUGGAUCCGACUUCAGCUCCAGCGCUGGGGAGGGAUCAAGCGAGGGCGGGCUUCUGGCGUUGUCCGACAGUGACUAUUUGAUGGACAGCCAGGACCAAGAGGAAGAAAAAUCUCCAGAGAAGAGUAAAGAACUCAAGGAAGAACAAGACGCAGGAAAAGAGAAAACGCCCGGAGCAAAGGAGCAAACAUCACAAUCAGAUAAAGUCAAGGAAUGGUCAUCUACGAGUCCUAGCACCCUCGCCCAGAACCUCCGAGAUCUUUCUUCAAGGCUCCUCGCCCCAAGCCCAACAGGAUUUCUGAAGCGUAACAUCCGCCUUGCCCCCAGCUUUGAUGCGUACAACAAGGAGAGGUCCGACGACCAGACGGGGGAUAAAGCAGGAGAGACCGGGGGAGCACAGGAUGGUGACAUGUCGGCUGGAAAAUCAGGUGGUGAAACCAUUGGCCAAUCCGGUGGCUCUUCAGGAGGUGACUCUGAAAACAAACCGUACCCCCUGGAGCUUCUCGUGAAGGUGUUGAAUGAAGAGAGACUUCUGUGCACCAUCAAACUCAUCACUGAUUGGCUGAGAGGAAACAGUGAUGUCAUCACUACAACAGCUGAGAAUACCCAGAUGUUGUGGUCCAGGCUCGCCAUUUUUCUGAAUCAACUUCCUCCGGUACCAGAUAUUUGUUCCGAGGAAUGGUGCAAGUCUUCCGAAGCGCUCGAGUCCAUUGCUUCCAGUCUGCAGACAUCGGACGGCUCCUGGCAACAAAUUAUCCCAUUAACGGAGGAUAUCGCCGUGAUGAAACUGCCCUCGCUUGGUGACACACAGAAGGUCAUGACCUUUGACCUUCACCUGAACCACGACCUAAACGAAAGGGAUGAGACACUUCUGCGAAUAACGUGUCUCCACCAAUUCGGCCAUUUUCUCACCAACGUGAAAGGUUUGAAUUUCUCGUUUGAUCCGGAGGGACAACUUUUCAACGCUCAGGCGAGCGAUGCUGAAGAUGUCAACCCUCCUGAAGCUAGUUCUGAGGCAGCCGGGACUGAGACCAAACCAGUUGAGAAAGAUGAAAAGCGUAACCAAGUGAUGAGGGACCUGGCAGUCCGCUGGCUGGAGCAUGAGAUUGAGCAGCUUCAGGAUCAGGUUGAGGAUGGAGCGGCAAAUACACAGUUCUCUCCUUACCUCGUCCCCGACGCCAAUGCUCUCAUGAACCACCUGGGUCUCAUUCAACUCUUAGCGGACAGUGAGCGCUUCAUCAUCGUUGUACCCUAUGCAGUUGUGGGUCACUUAGACCACUUUAAGAAGAAGCAUUUUGAGGCCAGAGAGGCGAGUCGAUUCCUUGAGCAGAUCCUCAAGAAAGGAAGCAGACAUAUCCGAGUCCAGAGAGCGCAUGAAGUAGUCUCACUUGACAAGGAGAAAAAACCAAAGGACAAGGACAAGUCUAUUAAGACACUUUACCACAUCAUCGAAUGCGGCCUCUACUUCAGCCAGAGAUCGGCCUCCCAAGGUAGCGAUAGCCACGGGAUGGUGACCAUCCUGACAGACUACCGGCCAGGUCAGCUGGCCGCAUCUCAGCCAGCGCUUGGCGCGGUGGAGACAGCUCAGGGGAGAGGUCUGCGCGUGGAAAACGCCUCCGAGUUCUACGACUCAUGGAAGAAUUCGCAGAGUUGAUGAUGAGUGAAUCUAAAAGACCAGCACAAUCAACGAUAGUAAUAGAAAGGUAACUUUUAAAUACUUUUUGAUUUGUUGUUAUUUCAUUAAGUUUUAAAAGUUGUUAUGGACAUUAUGCAUUGACAUCAUCAUGCCGCCGUCUUAAGGGAAAUAAGCAGAAUAAAAUGAUGUUUAGUCCACAUCGUGUGAAAUGUACCUCUGCUCUGCACGAGCACAGGUCUUUUUUUGACUUUGAUCGAGACAGCGAGAAAAAACACAAAGCUGAGAAAAUUCACUACGAUCUUCUGUGGAUAUGUGAAUGAACACUCUACGGGCUCGCCCACCGAAACCAAGGGCCGGACCAUAGUUUAGCUAAAGUUACAACGUUGGACGUGUUCGCGGUUGACCAACAUCCGUGGUCAAGACAACAGGAACACAAGUUGAAGGACCCUAGUUUGUAUUUGUGGUGUGGAAAGGGCUUUAGAGUUAUAAAACAAUCCUGAAACAUUGUGAAAAUUCACUAUGAUCGUCUGUGGAUGCAGUGUGAAUGAACUAGGACCGUGGUUUUAGCUAGAGUUACAACGGUCAAGCCAACUGGAGCACAAGUCGAAGGACCCUAGUUUGACCUUGUGAUGUGAAAAGGGCUCUAGGAAACAACGCUGAAACAUAGACAAAAAUCAUUUGUUUGAGUGAGACGAAAAUUAUUUUAGCAUGUACAAGGGAUUUACGCUAUUCUCCUGAAAACAUUGCUCU
Asterias rubens (European starfish) is the source of this 3995-nucleotide messenger RNA. Its product is annotated as protein SMG5-like. Gene Ontology annotation, molecular function: telomerase RNA binding; protein binding; telomeric repeat DNA binding. The record is from RefSeq and is a predicted model, not a curated record. The transcript is spliced from 22 exons. The coding region runs from base 87 to 3263 and encodes 1058 amino acids. Gene Ontology annotation, cellular component: telomerase holoenzyme complex. Gene Ontology annotation, biological process: nuclear-transcribed mRNA catabolic process, nonsense-mediated decay. NCBI's taxonomy places the organism in Eukaryota, Metazoa, Echinodermata, Asteroidea, Forcipulatida, Asteriidae.